Folsomia candida is the source of this 1095-nucleotide messenger RNA. RefSeq names its product solute carrier family 25 member 45. NCBI's taxonomy places the organism in Eukaryota, Metazoa, Arthropoda, Collembola, Entomobryomorpha, Isotomidae. Gene Ontology annotation, molecular function: transmembrane transporter activity. The transcript is spliced from 7 exons. Gene Ontology annotation, biological process: transmembrane transport. The record is from RefSeq and is a predicted model, not a curated record. Bases 128 to 1084 code for a protein of 318 amino acids.
UCCUUUACUAAAUAACCUGUAUAUUUAUAUAUAAAAUAAACACAGGUGACAAAAGUCUUUGAGUUGAUUAAAAAAUGACCACUGCUUUAUUUAUGCUGCCAGAGAACUUUCGCGUUUUAAUUUCGUUAUGGUUUUGUGGUGCGAAUUCUUUUCAGGAUGGAUUUCUGGGAUGGCUGGGAUAUCUGUGGGUCACCCCAUCGAUACGGUGAAAGUUCGGCAACAAAUUGAGACUGGUUCAUUGAUCAGGACUAUUGCAUACAUAAGAAGUCAUGGUGGUAUUUUUGCAUUUUUUCGAGGAAUGGGGGCACCCCUGCUGACCAAUGGCGUCAUCAAUUCUGUCUAUUUCGGAUUUUAUGGUGGAUCCUUGGAUCAAAUUGUCCGAUGGAGAUAUGAACAAGAUUCACAAGAUAAGUCCACGUACGCCCACAAACACGAAGCCUUCUAUUCCGAGCAUUUUGCAGCGGGGUGUAUCGGGGGAUUAGCUCAAUUAUGCAUCGGAUGUCCUGUAGAUUUGGUGAAGGUUCAAUUACAAAGUAGACUUCAAAAGGCAGAAGUGAAAGGUCCAGUAGAUUGCGUUAAACAAAUUAUAAAAACUCACGGUAUUUUUGGGCUGUACAAAGGAAUCGUUCCACAGUUCUUUAGAGAUGUGCCAGCCUCGGGUGGAUACUUUGUGAUUUAUGAAUUUUCAAAGCGAACACUUGGUUCAGGUGACCAGCAGUCUAACAAAUUGGUUCAAUUUGUAGCUGGGGGUAUUGCAGGAAUGUUGUCUUGGUGGUCAAUUUUGCCUUUGGACGUCAUAAAGUCUCGAGUGCAGGGAGACUGUCCUCACAAUCCUCAGUAUAAGGGAAUGAUCCACUGCGCAACCAUAAUUUGGAAGAGUCAAGGGGUUCGAGGUCUGUUCCGAGGGUUCCUACCACUUUCUCUGCGAGCAUUUCUGGUCAAUGGGACCACUUUCUUAGUCUACGAGCAUCUGUUCCAACACUGUAGGGAACAUCACCAUAAAAAUAAUGGGAAUAAUAAUUGUAAUGUGGAAAUUAGUAGCAUUAUGAAUAAUGAUAAUGUGUUUAAUAAAGAUGAUUUCUAGAAAUAUUUUAA